Messenger RNA from Vitrella brassicaformis, 2466 nucleotides. The record is from the annotation of a GenBank genome assembly. Lineage: Eukaryota; Vitrellaceae.
GUCGAUUGUAGACACAUGUGUGGCUGUAGGGAGGGGGCGGGGCCAGGGGGGUUUCCUGGAGUACAGCGGCCGACUGUCACUCUCUCAAUGAUGAAUGCACUGUCUGGUGUUGAGUAAUGCCAUCAAGACACGCACACACACACACACACACAUCAUCAUCACACCAUCAUCUCUUCCGUGGCUGCUCGAGAAGCGCCCGCCCCACUAGACGGGGGAUUGGUUCCUGACGCCUCCCGCCUCAUCAGCCACGUACUCACGCUCUUCGCCACCAGAGGAGCUGUGGGGGGCGUCUUGCCCGUCUGCACUGAUGAGCCCAGGGUGUCGGAUGACGCCUCAGGGGCCACCUUUCUGUUGCUGCGUAGUCUGGCGAUGGGCAGUACCAAUGUGCCGACUGGAGGGGUAGUGCUGCGGUCGGCGUCGGCCCUGCUGGGUGCACGAAUCAGCUGCGAAAGACCUUCGUGUGCAACUGGUCGGACGCAAACAGACAGACAGACAGACAGACGAGAGGACAGAAGGGACAUGGCAAUCCAUUGGCCGCUUUUUGGUGUCUCCCCUCACCCAUCUUCGCGGCAGCCUUUCCAGUGGCCUUUGGUGGUGUCCUGUCUGGCGGUCGUCCGGUGUCCUCAGUGCCAGCCUCACUCUCGAGGACACGCGACUGCGUCUUGGACAGGUCUGGCCGCUUGUCGAUGGCCCGCUGGCUGGCGUCCUUCACCACAGACGUCAGGGGAAUGUAGUACGCACACUCUGAAAAGGACAACGAACGCAGCCUGCUGUGUGUUUGGGGGUCUGCUGGUGCAGCUGGUGGUUACUUCUUACUAGUAUUUCUGAUCAUGCGGAGCAGCGGGCUCUUGGACAAGACGGCGCCCACCUCCUCGGUGACCUUGCCGCGGCUCUCGCGAUCUUUCACUGCACACAAACACAGAGGCACAUGUGCAGAAAAGUCAGUCAGGUUGUCCAACCCUCCACACAAUUUUGUCCACCAACCUGAUUUGGCGAGAGCCAGAAUGUCUCGCAUGGUCACUUGCGAUAGGUGAGACUGAAUACACGCACAACCAAAUGAGAGAGAGAGGGAUGGCCAAAUUGCAUCCGUGUGACCCACACAUGGACAACCAAUGGUUCAUGGAGGGAGAACUACCCAGAUGUCCCGCUUCUCGCUCUGACUCAUGCGAAUGGGGAAUGACGACCUGAGACAGCGAGACACACACAUACCAUAUAUGCAGUUCAUCCAUCCAUCCAUCCGUUCAUGUCUCUCGCACCCCACCGACCGACCCUUCGAAGAGUGGUUCGAAUCUGGCACUUUCUGCCUCCCACUGACAGGCACUCUUGUCCUGCAAAGCCUGCCGCCGCUCCUCGUCCACACGAGCCCAGUGACGGUGACCAAGGAAGACCUACACCACGUAGACAGGAACGCAAAGCAACGGACAGCGAAUGUCGGUAUCCCUGGUGUUCAUUCGGCCCCUACCUUUCUUAUUCUUGAUUGGAGGAAGAAUGCGGGAAAACAGGUAUAGGGGAACUCAUCGCACAUCUGAGCAAACUCAUCUGCAUGAGAGUGGUCGGCGCAGGAGGGAGAAGAAUGAAUGCAUGUCUCAGCCAGCCUUCGGGUUUGCAGUGUGUCGACAGCUGGGCGCACCGACCGAAGUACAGUCUGUUCCACUUGCCCUCGCGGAAGAGGAAUGGCACUCGAUGGACGUUGCGGCCGAACACCUUGUAUGCCAGCCGCUGCUCUUGGUGCAGCACCGUGAAAUGCACGUACUGAUCAAACUCUUUCUAGGUCGAUGCAGACAGACACCGAAGAGUGAAGGAAACCAUAUCACGUUGUGGUGUUCUGUGCGUGGCUGCCGUGGCUGACCUUUGUGAUGUAUCCAUUGCGGUCGUCAUCGAUCACCAUGAAAACAACUGUACAGUGCAGGCAGGCCACGGACACACAUGUAUGGACCCUUUUGCGAAUGUCUGUGCCUCAGCUUUGCAAGGGCCCGCACACUCACACUGCAGCAGUUCUUCCCUGUUGAGAGCACAGUAGCACGAGAACGACACCAGAAAGUCCUCAAAACUGAUGGUGUCAGAACCAUUGCGGUCUGAGUGUCGCAACAAACAGAUAACAGAGGACGCACGCCACCCAUGGUCAGCCAUGCAAUGGAAUGCAAUCGCCAAGCGUCCACACAUGCAUACCAGCAAACAGGAACAGACCCGCCAGCAACAUGUGCACGAUGGAGCUCCGCUGCUCCCCUAGCAGCCGAAACACUUGGAUCAAAGACAGGAACGUGUUGCAACUGAACCACAAACACUCAAACAACUCAUAAGGCCUGAUGGACAGACACGAUGCGGCUUUCUGGCCCACUCUUUGUCGUGUCGCAAGAAGAGCCUCCACACUUUCGUCUGUGCCCUGCGGUCGACAUUGAGGAGCAGCAGCAGCUCCUCCGCCUCCCUGUCGAUAGGAGACACUGGCGCGUAGUUGCCCAUCAUGCG